This is a messenger RNA of Homarus americanus (American lobster), 1518 nucleotides long. RefSeq names its product adhesive plaque matrix protein-like. Bases 1 to 1518 code for a protein of 505 amino acids. The record is from RefSeq and is a predicted model, not a curated record. The transcript is spliced from 4 exons. NCBI's taxonomy places the organism in Eukaryota, Metazoa, Arthropoda, Malacostraca, Decapoda, Nephropidae.
AUGAAGGCUAUGAGAGGCGAGGAGGAAGAGGACAACUCCAGCCAAAGGUGCCACCACAUCGUGUCAAUACUUCCAGCCAAAGGUGCCACCAUCGUGUCACCAGCCAAAGGUGCCACCCACAUCGUGUCACUCCAGCCAAAGGUGCCACCACAUCGUGUCACUCCAGCCAAAGGUGCCACCAAUAUCGUGUCACUUCCAGCCAAAGGUGCCACCACAUCGUGUCACUCCAGCCAAAGGUGCCACCACAUCGUGUCACUCCAGCCAAAGGUGCCACCACUUCGUGUCACUCCAGCCAAAGGUGCCACCACAUCGUGUCACCCAGCCAAAGGUGCCACCACAUCGUGUCAUUUCCAGCCAAAGGUGCCACCACUUCGUGUCACCCAGCCAAAGCGUGCCACCACUUCGUGUCACUCCAGCCAAAGGUGCCACCACAUCGUGUCACUCCAGCCAAAGGUGCCACCACAUCGUGCUCCAGCCAAAGGUGCCACCACUUCUCGUGCUCUACUCCAGCCAAAGCCAAAGGUGCCACCACUUCGUGUCACUUCCAGCCAAAGGUGCCACCUCAUCGUGUCACUCCAGCCAAAGGUGCCACCACAUCGUGUCACUCCAGCCAAAGGUGCCACCACUUGUGUCACCCAGCCAAAGGUGCCACCACUUCGUGUCACCCAGCCAAAGGUGCCACCACAUCGUGUCAUUUCCAGCCAAAGUUGGGUGUGCUACUCACUCUGUGUCACUCCGCAGCCAAAGGUGCCACCACAUCGUGUCACUCCAGCCAAGGUGCCACCACUCUGUGUCACCCAGCCAAAGGUGCCACCACAUCAAAGUGUCACCCAGCCAAGGUGCCACCACAUCGUGCUCCAGCCAAAGCUGGGGUGCCACCACUUCGUGUCACUCCAGCUCAAAGGUGCCACCUCACAUCGUGUCACCCAGCCAAAGCCAAAGGUGCCACCACAUCGUGUCACUCCAGCCAAAAGCCACCCACUUCGUGUCACUCCAGCCAAAGGUGCCACCACAUCGUGUCACCUGGUGCCGCUGUGCCACCACAUCGUGUCACUCCAGCCAAGCUGGGUGCCACCACUCUUCUGUGUCACCCAGCCAAAGGUGCUACCACAUCGUGUCACUCCAGCCAAGGUGCCACUCACUUCAGUCACCCAGCCAAAGCAGCCACCACAUCGUGUCACCCAGCCAAAGGUGCCACCACAUCGUGUCACCCAGCCAAAGGUGCCACCACAUCGUGUCACCCAGCCAAAGGUGCCACCACAUCGUGUCACCCAGCCAAAGGUGCCACCACAUCGUGUCACCCAGCCAAAGGUGCCACCACAUCGUGUCACCCAGCCAAAGGUGCCACCACAUCGUGUCACCCAGCCAAAGGUGCCACCACAUCGUGUCACCCAGCCAAAGGUGCCACCACAUCGUGUCACCCAGCCAAAGGUGCCACCACAUCGUGUCACCCAGCCAAAGGUGCCACCAGAGGAUGGAAGUGGCAGGCAUCGUUGCUUUAGGCUAGACGGGAUAUAA